Thermothelomyces thermophilus ATCC 42464 is the source of this 1354-nucleotide messenger RNA. RefSeq lists its product as uncharacterized. The record is from RefSeq and is a predicted model, not a curated record. The coding region runs from base 187 to 774 and encodes 195 amino acids. Lineage: Eukaryota; Fungi; Ascomycota; Sordariomycetes; Sordariales; Chaetomiaceae. The transcript is spliced from 2 exons.
AUUAUAUAGAUGGGCUUCUUCUCCUUCGGAAUGCGAUCAUGGUCUUCUCACACCCACUCUUCAUCGCAAACAAGAAAUCGUCAUCAUCAUCACCAUCGCCAACGUCGUCGUUGCCGCCUUCCUGAAAAAUAAACACUCUUAGAGAAUAUCCUAGUGGAUUGACAACCCGUUCCACACCAAAUCAACAUGGUUACCACACGCGACCUUGAAUGGUGCUUUCUGGGCAACCCCAAAUCCGAGAAGAGGUAUGCCACGUACCACAACGAACGCGUGUUUCCGGCCGUGGGCUACGAUCGCGUGUUCGACUACUUCGACUGCAAGGAGGUCAACUUCUUGUCCGAGGACACGUUUCUCCAGGGACGCAGGGGCAACGGCCGCAUGAGGCUGCCCGCCGGUGUCUGGAUGACGGUGAAACAGGGCUCCAUCAGGUUCGAGCCGGACGACCGAUCUGACGGGAGCGGGUCGCGCGCGCCGCCCCCGAGCCUCGCCUCUGGCUAUAGCGGGAGCAUCGCCCCCUCCAACUACUGCCCCAGCCCGCCCCGCGAUGCGGCCACCUUCAGAAGCCCCGCCCGCGCCGCCAGCUCCUCCGACAUCACGGCGAGGAGUCAGCCCAACCCGGGCGACUGGGAGGUGAUUGAGGAGAUGGGGAGACACUGCGGCGAACCCCUCGACGACCGCAGCAUCGCCCCGAGCGAGAGUAUCAGCUCUGUCGGCAGCCGCCGCGGCGCGAGCCAGGCCACCCGCCGCUACACCUAUGACUACUACGGCCACUAAUCCUAAAAUCCCCUCGCCUUCCUCCCACCUUCCUUCCUUCCCGAGCGUUCCACGCGACCGGGGGGUGAUGGGAAGGGAGAAUGGGGGAAGGGGAGGAUUCGGGCGCGGAGUCGGGAAAAGGGAUUAGAGAAGGCGGGAGGCCCUUGUGAAAGGGGCAACUCUGCAGUGCCAACCUUCGCUGCCGGUCCAGGAGCGGUCCGGGGCCCGAUGCUAAAGGCUCGAGCCGAGUAGACCGAGGCGACGCACAAGGGUGGAUUGCCGACUCGCUCAUCUGAUUCUCCUUCCCUCUCUUCCCGUGUCCGUACUCCGCUUGCGACACUAGCACCGGGGGGAUUAACUGGUAGAGUCAGCUAACUACCUAGGAAGGUCGGAGUUUAGAAAUUUGGGUUUCGACGGUAUCUUUUUUUUUUUUUUUCUGGGAAAGCGUUUGCAUCGGGGUAAUGGAGCUGUUUUUACGAGUAGGGGACACGGGAUUUCGGUAUCUCAUCUUUUUUCUUUAGCUAGAUUGGUCAGUCUGGGCGCACAUUAACAUAUAUAUUUUCAUUCAAAGAAAGGCAUUUCAAUUCCACCUUGACUCCAU